Nymphaea colorata (pocket water lily) is the source of this 1987-nucleotide messenger RNA. RefSeq lists its product as uncharacterized. NCBI's taxonomy places the organism in Eukaryota, Viridiplantae, Streptophyta, Magnoliopsida, Nymphaeales, Nymphaeaceae. The record is from RefSeq and is a predicted model, not a curated record. The transcript has 12 exons. The coding region runs from base 234 to 1655 and encodes 473 amino acids.
GCAGUAAGAGUCGACGAAGUUGGGCUGGUCGAUGACCACCGUCCACCCGGUUUCUGUGCCUCGAUCCCCUUCUGAAUCGUCCGACGCUGCAUGGCCCUGCUUCUGCCACGUGGCGACACUUCCACUGCUGCAAGAAUCCAGGGGAGUUUGGUCAUGUUCGCCGCUCGCUAGCUCCAGCAGCAGAUAAGCAAGAAGGAAGCAGCGAAAGGGGGCAGCUGUGGUGGAACAGAGCCAUGGUUGACUGCCUUUGCUACUCCGCAAGGGCCCGCCCGGCAUUCCAUUCGUCCUUGUUCGACUCUGUAAAUAGUUUAUACCCACAAAAAUUCAGAGGCAGAAGGGAUCGAAUCGGUAGAAUUUGUGCCAUUUUCUGGAGACCCAAGAACAGCGUGCAAGUCCAGGAAUUGGAUUUCUCUCUCGGAACCUUUACGAUUAAUCGGACACCUCAGGAUGGAGCCUCGGUCAAUGGGGUAGAGGAACCUUGCACUGUUUCAUUCUCGAUUUGUCCGUCGAUCUCGGAGAUCGACGCUGCAGAAUGGGAUGUCUGUGCAAUGGAUGCGACGGGCCACGACAAAUUUAACCCAUUCCUUUCUCAUGGAUUCCUUUCGAGCUUAGAGGAGACUGGUUGUGCUGUGAAGGAAACUGGAUGGAUGCCGCAGCACAUAGUUGCAAGAGAUCAACAUCAGAAUAUCCUAGGUGUUGCUCCAGUCUACCUUAAAAGCCACUCAUAUGGGGAGUUUGUCUUUGAUCAUUCAUGGGCUGAUGCUUACUACAGAUUUGGCAUUGAUUACUAUCCAAAAUUACAAUGUUGUGUGCCAUUUACACCAGUAACAGGUCAACGAAUAUUAAUUCGAAACACUUGGUGCAAAGACCAAAUCUUUGGAAAAUUUAUUACUACAAUGAAGGCACUGGCUGAUAAGUUGCAGGUUUCAUCAUUGCAUGUGACAUUUCCAUCUGAAAAUGAAUGGCACGGGAUGAAGAAGGAUGGAUUCCUACAACGAAUAGGAAUGCAAUACCAUUGGACAAACCGUAAUUAUAAAAGUUUUGAUGAGUUCCUGAUGGAUAUGAAACAGAGCAAAAGAAAAAACAUACGCCAGGAGCGCAAAAAGAUUUCAGCUCAGAAUUUGAAACUGAAACGGCUUCGUGGUGAUGAAAUCAAGGCUAAGCAUUGGGAUUGCUUCUACAAAUUCUACAGGAACACCACUGAUAACAAGUGGGGAAGAGCUUUUCUUACAAGGGACUUCUUUCACACCAUGGCAUCAAGGAUGGGAGACAAAGUUUUACUGGUUCUUGCUGAAGAUGAGGGUGAACCUGUUGCAGGAGCCCUUAAUCUUAUUGGAGGUGAUACUCUGUUUGGUCGGUUGUGGGGUUGCUUACCGAGUGCAUACUAUCCAAGUUUGCAUUUUGAAGCUUGUUAUUACCAGGCAAUAGAGGCAGCUAUUGAGAUGAAUUUAGCUAAAGUAGAGGCUGGAGCUCAAGGAGAACAUAAGAUUCAAAGGGGCUACCUUCCUGUCACAACGUACAGCUGUCACUAUAUUUUGGAUGAAGAAUUUAGAACAGCAAUUCAAGAGUUUUUAGUACGCGAAACAAAUCAGAUUAAACACGUAAUACAAAUUUUGAAUGAUACUGGACCCUUCAAGGAAGAUUUGCAGUUAUAGCGAAGAACUCACCAGCAUUGCUUACAUAUACAGAAAUAGUGCCACGGAGACAAAUAUUGAUGUCCAUAUUGCAUUAAAAAAAAUUCCCUAUUGUAUAUUUCUAAAGUUAGGGGAGAACGUUUUGAUAUUAACCUUAGAAAACUGUAAUUGGGUAGAAAAAUUAGGAAGAAGUAUACAGACUGUUCUGCCUAGACCAUCAAAGCCUGAACGUUAAAAUCUACAUCAUUCAUGGUAUCAGGAUUAUGUUAGGUAGCAAAUGUAUCGAUUUAUCAUCUUACACUGAUUAUUACUCAAAAAGUUACCAUAUAUACAGAAACGUUGGCAUGAUCUAA